AUGGCAAUGGCUGUCGACAACCGCCAGCAGGUCCCUGGCCUGUCUUACGACCACUUGCGCUACCCCGCGCCGCAUUUCACCAACCCAUGGGUAUCCGGCCCUGCGCCGAGCCACAUGUAUGCUACAUCGUUGCCUCAGCCUUCGAUGGUCAGCGAUCCCGGCGCACAUCACUUGGUGGCAAGAGCCCCCAGUGUUAGUGUAUCUAUGCCCAUGCACUCAAGUGCCAUGCCGGCUCCUACUCUGGCUUCAGACCAAGACGGUCUCAGUGCUCCUCGCCCCUAUGGUUCGACCUAUGUGACCUCUGGUCCCUCGUCUGGCGCCCUGUACGCCCCUACUUCUGCCCCUCACUACGCUCGCGAGUACCCCAACACCACAUCAUAUGCCACCUACAACCAGGAUCGUCGCUCCUCGCACCCGUCAGUAGCCUCCACCAGUUUCCUUGGAAACCCUGUGCUCGCCCAGAAGCACCGCCAGAGCAGUUUAAUUGACAUCAACAGACUGAGCGCUUCCAACGAGACUGAACAGCGCAACAGCUUCAGUGAUGCCCUCGACGCCAGCAGAGGCAUGGUUGCCAUGAGCCAGGAUAUCACUCCAAGAAACAUCUAUGGGAACCAGGGCUCGAGCAGAAGCUCAUCUGACUCAUAUGGCUUCCCCUCAACACAUUCCGCCCACUCUUCAAUUUCGUCAGCCAGCACCUACCCAUCCUCAUACUAUGGCUCCGUCAGCGAGGCUUCAUAUGGUGACUACAGCUCGGCCAGCGAGUCUGUCGACACAUCAUCUCGCACAUUGCCUCGUCCCACUGGUCUUGCAGGUGGCGUUGCUUUGCCUCCUGCACCUCAAUCCAUGAUGGGCCAGUUCAGCUCAAAGGUUUCUUCGAGCUCGCAGAAGAAGCACAAGUGCAAGAUUUGCGACAAGCGCUUCACUCGUCCCAGCUCUCUCCAGACCCACAUGUACAGCCACACUGGCGAAAAGCCGUUUGCUUGCGACGUUGAGGGAUGUGGUCGCCACUUCUCGGUCGUUUCCAACCUCAGACGCCACCGUAAGGUGCACAAGGGCGAGGACUCGCACGCCUCUCCCGAUGACGAGUAA
This is a messenger RNA of Aureobasidium melanogenum CBS 110374, 1089 nucleotides long. RefSeq lists its product as uncharacterized. The record is from RefSeq and is a predicted model, not a curated record. The transcript is spliced from 3 exons. Gene Ontology annotation, cellular component: nucleus. The coding region runs from base 1 to 1089 and encodes 362 amino acids. Lineage: Eukaryota; Fungi; Ascomycota; Dothideomycetes; Dothideales; Saccotheciaceae.